AUUUAAAAGAAAUAAAAAUAUAUUAAAAGGAUGGAAAUAUAAUUAUUAAUUAACAAGCAGAUCAUUAAAGUACGCAGUAGAGUUGGAGUAGAACCCAAUCGAUCACCUUCCCCGAGAAAAACCCCAACAAAGUAACCCCUGCUUCCUCUGAUCUUCGAUCUUUUCUAUACUUGUUCUGGAAAUAUUGUUUCCCUAUUCAAUCCAAGCGGUGAAUUCCUAUCUAUUUUUUACACGUUUUAAACCUACCAAAGAAGAGAAAUCAGCGAAGCUUGGGAUUUGGGGAAAUAUGAUUCAAUUACUGUUUAGUUUGAUAUUCACGGAGAUUACUCUGAUAGUGAUGUUCGUGUUCAAGACUCCGCUGAGAAAGCUGGUGAUAAUGGGUAUCGAUCGGGCCAAAAGGGGUCGCGGCCCGAUCGUAGUGAAGACGGUAGCCGGAACCGUUUUUGUGGUGAUGAUGACCAGCGUUUACAGUGCCAUGGAGAUCCAACGCCGGUUGUCACAAGAUGCUGAAAUUAGUCCCACGGAUCAGAUUCUGAUGGGCAAGCACAUGCUUGAAGCUACUCUUAUGGGAUUUUCCCUUUUCCUUGCAUUUAUGAUCGACAAAUUGCACCAUUAUAUUCGAGAACUCCGCAUCCGAAGGAAGACCAUGGAAACUGCUAAGAAGCAGGGUCAAGGUUUUGAAGAUGGGAAUAAUGGUGGUGCUUCUAAGAAUGUUGUUAAAGCAAUGGAAGAGGAAGUAGCGGCAUUGCAGAGGAAGAUCAAGGAGUUGGAAGCUGAGGUUGAGGAAAGGUCUAAAGAAUCACGUCAUGCCGAAGCUAAUAAACUGGCCUUGCAAAAGCAAUCAGAAGGCUUCCUUCUUGAAUAUGGCCGGUUACAGGAGGAAAACGAGAGUCUCAGGAGUCAGUUGCAGGCGUUGGACAGGCAAUUAUCACAAUCGGAUAGCAAGAAGUCUAUGUAGUAAACUAACUUAUGAGUAUCUUCCAGUCCUAUACAAUUUUCCUUUAGUUUCGUGGAGUUUCUCUUGUAGAUUUUCCUCCUGCCUCGGUAAAUUAUGCAACUAAGAUCAAAGUUGAAACAGAUCAAUUGUUUGUGCUUUGUUGUUAAUUCAGUUAAAUAUUGUGUGUUUGAUUAUCUCAGAGAAAGUUUAGACACUUGGCAUCUUUCCUUUGCACAACAGCUUCUGUUUUGGAUACUGAUAAGUGUUUCCUUUACUUCUGCCAACUUGUCCAAAAAAAAAAAAAAAAAAAGAAAACUUUGCUGGAAUUAUCAUGUUCUUGGGAAACAAUCAGAAGUUAAACUUAGAAAAGGGUCGUUUUUCUGCACAAAUGUUUGAGCAUUUAGUGCAGUAGAAAUCAGCAAUGCUAAAAACACCAGGACUGAGAAAGCUGACAGAAUGAGAGUCAAGCCGGGAGCCAAAACAACGCCUUCAAUAUGUCCUGCAUAUUCUGAUGAGGUUAAUGCAAGAAGGGUGAGGGGAAAUGAGUAAGCCCACCAGCCAAGGUUGUAUCUCUUCAUUGAUUUCUUGAAUAAUGCCGGUCGACAAGCCUGAAGAAUGCAGAUUCCAUAGCAAAAUGAUUAGGCAUGAAAAAUAAUGAAAAAAGAAUCUUCAAAUAUCAGGAUUGACUCUUUUGACUUACUAAAGAAAUAAAGAGAAACAUGGAUAGGAAAAAGAGCAUUUUGCAUGAAAUGCUGAACGUCCCCAGAAUAGAGCUCCAAGCUAAGCAAGCUGCGCAUGGUGCCGCAACAAACAAGAAGAAAACUGGCCGCAAAAGCGCUGGAAAGCUCCCGGCGGCACCGGAUAAACGCUGAUAUAGCGUGAUGAACACCACAAAAUAAUGCACAGCUCCAACUGCAAAUAUGCAAACAGCGCUCUCUUUCCAUCCCAUUUGAGACGCAGUCCAAGCAGCCACCAUGUUGGCUAGGAUUGACAUCUGGCUGGUGGGAUUCGCAGCCAUGGAAAGGAACCGUUUCUCAGUAGUGAACCACUGUCCAUAGAGUUUCAAGUCCAAGAAAAUCACUGGUAACACAACAGGCCACCAUAAACCAUCAUAAACAACAUUUCUUGGGACGCUGAAGAAACCACCCCGGAAUGGAAGCGAUUGAAGGAGGAGAAGCCAGGAUAUCCAAGGAGCAAAUAAGUAGUUUAGUCCAACAUGGUUUGACAGUUCCUGUUUUAGAAUCUGGAAGUGAAAAAUGCACCUCAGGAAGUAGAGAAGAGUGAGCAGGAUCAAGUAACAAAAGGCAAACCACCAAAGUAAGUGGAAUGCCAGCCAUGGCAGACGAUUUGGGCCGCUGGAAAUGGCUAUGUGUUGGCUAAGCAUCUUCCAUAACAAUGCUUGGCUACACAUUGAAAGAGUUAUGGUAAAGUAACCAGGGUGGAUUCUGACUAAAAAGGAUGAUGCAAUUGAUCUUGUUGGGGAAUCAGGAAAUUCAACAGGUUGAAGGUGAUGAUUGUUAAUAUCAUUAUUAGGGUUCUUAUUGAUACUCGAAGAAGCAUCAAUGAUGACCGUUAGAGUGGCCAUUGUUGAACUGCUAGCUUCUUCUGAGAUCAACAAAUUAACUAGAGAGUAGGAAAUUUUGAAUAUAAUUAAGGGCUCAAUUUUUUACUGAAAGCACGGUUAGGAUUCGUAAUCUUGACCCAGGUAUUUAUAAGCAGAACACCAAGAUAUCCGCA
Oldenlandia corymbosa var. corymbosa is the source of this 2674-nucleotide messenger RNA. NCBI's taxonomy places the organism in Eukaryota, Viridiplantae, Streptophyta, Magnoliopsida, Gentianales, Rubiaceae. The record is from the annotation of a GenBank genome assembly.